AUGUCGAGAUUGAGAGAGCAGAGGCAUAACAAUGACCCAAUUCUUAACUAUGAAAAAAGCAGCAAGUUGUUGACAGUUCAGUUUUUCCACUAUGGAGAACUCAAGAAACAACCCUACCCACAUUAUGAAGAUGGAGAGACGAGUGUUUACGACCAUGUUGACUGUAGUGCCCUGCUGCUUGCUCAUCUACGGAUAAUGUGUGAUGCUGCAUCUGGGAAUAAGGGAGGGGGGGAGGGACUAAGUUUUUCUGCAUCAAUGAGGGGGUUGAAAAGGGUGAUCUUCACGAGUGAAAGCGAUAGAGACAGUAGUGAUAGAGAUUGGGAUGAAAAGGAUUCGGAGUAUGACCAGGAAGAAUCUAAAAAUGACUAUGAAUUUGUAGCUGAUGACAGUGGUGGUGUAGAAGGGCCUGAAAAACAUGAAGCAUCUACAUCAAGUGCAGGAGCUAAAAACCUAUCUAAUUCUUCAGUUGGAGCUAAAAAGGUGCAACCUACAUCACUGAGUAAGGCUUACAAGUAUGGUGAGGGUAACUACGAUGACAACAGUGGGUCGGAACUGGAACCAGAUUUUGAGGAAGACUUGCAGAGUAUAUGUUGGGGAUUUAUCCAGAGGAGAAAACCCGACAUGGAGCCCAAUAAGGAAAGGGCCAAUGGUUUGUGGAGUGAUAAGGCAAUAUGUCCUAGGAUUUUUAAAAGGGUAAUCAACAACUCGAAGCAGGCGAAACUAUGUCAUGUUACACUUCAUGAUGAGUUCCAUUCUGAGGUUGAAGGAGGAAGGGGUGAUGGUGGAAAUGUUGAAUCAUACCAACAGUAUUAUGGUCCUUGUAUCUUGCCAACGAGAGGUGAAUCAGAAUGGGAAAAGGCACCAGGAUUACCAUUUCUUCCCCCACUUUAUGGUAGACCUCGAGGGAGGCCAAAGAGUACCAAAAAGAAAAAGAGUGUUGCUAAAAGAAUAAUUGAGGUUGAUGGAAAACAGAAGCUGAGUAAGGUUGGGCAGACAAUGAGUUGUAGUAUAUAUACAAUCUCAGGUCAUAAUAAGAGAAAGUGCCCUUCAAGGACAGCCUCACAAGGGACACAAAAUGAAUCAGCUGCUAUGCCCGCCACAGACCUUGGCAGCAAUGUUGAUGACCUUUUUGAUGGUGUAAACCUUGGAGCAAACACUGAUGUCUCGUCUCCUGGCAAGAGGAAGCUUGGAGACCCUGAUGAGUCCAACUGCGAAGAGGCUGGUCUUCAUGAAAGCCAUGUUGCGGAAAGCUUACUUCACCCAACCCAAACCCAUUGUUCAAAAGGAGAAGGGGAAGAGAAAAAUAUCGACAUUAUUUCAGAGUUCAUCUCAACCCAUAAAAAAUUCCAAAAAUGUGAAGAUUCAAAAGGAGAAAGGGAAGAGAAAAAUAGUUUAUCUCAACGCAUCAAAAUUUCAAAAAAUGUCCAGAUGAAAAAGGAUAUGGAAAAGGAAAAACAAAAGACCAAGACUGGUGACAAGGAGCAGCAAGAUGCUGAACCAGACGUAAUGUUCUUAGAUGAUCCUGUUCAUCAGGUGAAGCAACUACGGGGUAGGAAAAUCAAUGUAUUUUAUGGUUAUAUAUAUUUUAUCAGGUCAAGGGAGCAGUACAAGGCCAAAUCUUUAUCAGAUAUAAUUGCUGAAGUUAUUGCAACCACCAAUGCGAUUUAUGAACUUUAUGGUCCUCAUGUCUUGGGAGAUAUUGGUAAGGCAAAAACCAUGUUGAAGCAAGAGAUGUCUUUGUGGGAUGUGAUGAUGAAAAAGAAGGAAAUAUCUUCUGCCCUCUUUUUGUAUGCAUCCCACUAUUUUGUUAAUAAGGAUGAUGAAGACAGAUAA
Oldenlandia corymbosa var. corymbosa is the source of this 1833-nucleotide messenger RNA. Lineage: Eukaryota; Viridiplantae; Streptophyta; Magnoliopsida; Gentianales; Rubiaceae. The record is from the annotation of a GenBank genome assembly.